Staurois parvus is the source of this 516-nucleotide messenger RNA. The record is from the annotation of a GenBank genome assembly. NCBI's taxonomy places the organism in Eukaryota, Metazoa, Chordata, Amphibia, Anura, Ranidae.
UACAUCAGAUCUGUGCUACACAGAGGAGGAGAGACACACACGAGCGGCCGACCCAUCACUACUCAUCCCCGGAGACUGGUCCUGUCCUUCCCCUUCACUGCUGUUGUUGGAGCUAUGAAGUCCCCCAAAGUCAAGUCAUCCCGGAGAGCUGCCUUUAUUGAAUAUGACGAUGAUUUGAAUGAAGUGCUGUGUGAAUUUGAUGCUGUGUUGGAAGAUUUCUCCUCGCCGUUUAACAAGAGACGUUUCCGUUACGAUGAACACCUGAAGACCAUGAAGAGGAGGAGCAGUGCCAGUAUCAGUGAUAGUGGUAUCAGUGACUCAGAAAGUGCAGACUCACUUUGUAGAAACAGUUUUAGCUUCAGCGAUGAAAAACUAAAUUCACCGACUCUGUCUUCUUCAUCACUGUCCUCUCCAACAGAAACACCACGAAAAGCUAAACUCGGAGAUACAAAAGAGUUGGAAGAUUUUAUUGCUGAUCUUGACAGGACACUAGCAAGUGAGUAUAUUUGUACAUAA